This is a messenger RNA of Seriola dumerili (greater amberjack), 720 nucleotides long. RefSeq names its product myogenic factor 6 (gene myf6). The transcript has 3 exons. Gene Ontology annotation, biological process: positive regulation of myoblast differentiation; muscle organ development; regulation of transcription by RNA polymerase II. Gene Ontology annotation, molecular function: protein dimerization activity; DNA-binding transcription factor activity, RNA polymerase II-specific; RNA polymerase II cis-regulatory region sequence-specific DNA binding. NCBI's taxonomy places the organism in Eukaryota, Metazoa, Chordata, Actinopteri, Carangiformes, Carangidae. The coding region runs from base 1 to 720 and encodes 239 amino acids. The record is from RefSeq and is a predicted model, not a curated record.
AUGAUGGACCUUUUUGAGACCAACACUUAUCUUUUCAGUGAUUUACGCUACUUGGAGGAAGGGGAUCAUGGACCACUACAGCACUUGGACAUGGCGGGGGUGUCCCCUCUGUACAACGGCAACGACAGCCCGCUGUCUCCGGGCCAGGAUAACGUUCCGUCCGAGACCGGCGGGGAGAGCAGCGGGGAGGAGCACGUCCUCGCGCCGCCGGGACUCCGCGCGCACUGCGAGGGCCAGUGCCUCAUGUGGGCCUGCAAGAUCUGCAAGAGAAAGUCGGCGCCCACUGACAGACGCAAGGCCGCCACGCUCAGGGAGAGGAGGAGGCUCAAGAAGAUCAACGAGGCCUUCGACGCGCUGAAGAGGAAGACCGUGGCCAACCCAAACCAGAGGCUACCCAAGGUGGAGAUUUUACGCAGCGCCAUCAGCUACAUUGAGAGAUUACAGGACCUGCUGCAAACGCUGGACGAGCAGGAGAAAAGCCAAAACGGAUCAUCCCAUAACUCUAAAGAACUCAGUGUGGCCAGUCAUGAGUACCACUGGAAGAAGUCGUCUGAGCCCUGGCCGACCUCUGCUGACCAUUCCACUGCAGCAAUGAUAGACCAGAGAGAAGGAACCAGUGAGUCCUCCGCAUCCUCCAGCCUCCUGCGUCUGUCCUCCAUCGUGGACAGCAUCACCAGCGACGAGAAGAUCAGCUUCAGCGGGGACGUGUCAGAGAACUGA